Molecule: messenger RNA, 4612 nt
Organism: Zophobas morio
Lineage: Eukaryota; Metazoa; Arthropoda; Insecta; Coleoptera; Tenebrionidae
Product: cytotoxic granule associated RNA binding protein TIA1
Exons: 9
Coding region: 772-1971 (399 amino acids)
Molecular function (GO): RNA binding
Source: RefSeq, a predicted model, not a curated record
GCUCAUCCUAGCGAGCGCGCGUUGCCGCCUCCGGCCUCUGCCGUCCGAGCUGUUCUGUAGCUGCUUAUUUAUCGGGCGGCUGCGACCUGAAACGCGCCGAUCCCAAUCUGAUCCAGAGUUGCAGCACCAAGCGAAAUUGGCAGUAGCCGCUGCGGCAGCCGCGAAAUGAUGGAUUUCGCGCCUUUCACCCCCGCAACUGCUUGACCAAGUGUCGACCGACACUGACGCCUGUCUGCGCCGCGCUCCACGUGUCAUGAUCAACACAGUGUACACGCAUCUUCCUCGACGCAUUCUGUUUGGACGCUGCCGGCCGGUGCCGCGUGUGUGACGUGUGACGUGCUGUGAAGUGCGGCGAUGCUGUGAACCCCCCUUAAGCGGUUCACUCAGGCGACAAGCUGCCUCUGCAGCCGGUUUUCGUGUGAGAGGACACAACAAACAGUUGCCUUGGCUCCAACACCGGUCCUCGUGGGCUACAGCCUGGUCGGCGUGUACCCGUGCGCGGUGUGGAAACCGCAUCGCGCCAGCAGCCCUUGCACGACUUCCACGGGGCCCGUCCGCACCAGAGUGGCUGGAACCGCGCGAAAUCAACCGUAUCCGGCUCAGUCAGGACAGGUGCACCACUGUCAAGGCCACCAAGAGGCACCCGCGGCUACAGCAACCACCAACACGGCGGCCGCACGAGUCCAGCCUCCGCAGCUACUGGUCACGGCCUGUAGCUGCAAUAAUAACAACACCACGGCCGAACUACAAGUCGCCACGAACACCACUCCGAUGGUCUUCGUUCCGUUCUCGAUGCCCAGUUAUGCUCCACCAAUGGCGGCAGGCGCACUCUACACCAACAACUGCAGCCCCUCCAAGGACAUGAAAGGUGGGUGGGCAGCCUCGCCGGGGAGCACCGCUCCUGUAAAUGCUCCGACCCUGCUCACCCUGCAGCCAUUGCUGACGCAGCCCAGCACGCCGGUACAGACGGUCCAACAGCCCACCACCGCCACCACCACCGCCUCCACGCAGCCGAAGCAAGAUACCUCCAAGCACCACCACAUUUUCGUCGGAGACCUGAGCCCCGAAAUAGAGACGCAGACGCUGAGGGAGGCCUUCGCCGCUUUCGGCGAGAUAUCGGAUUGCCGAGUUGUGAGAGAUCCACAAACAUUGAAAUCAAAGGGAUAUGGGUUCGUUUCAUUUAUUAAAAAGGCGGAAGCCGAAAGCGCCAUCAACGCUAUGAACGGACAGUGGUUGGGAAGCCGCAGCAUUCGCACCAACUGGGCAACAAGAAAACCCCCGGCACCCAAAUCAGAAGCAAAUUCAAAACCGAUGUCGUUUGAUGAGAUUUACAACCAAAGCAGUGCUACCAAUUGCACAGUCUAUUGCGGCGGCAUUACGAACGGCUUGUGUGAAGAUUUACUACAGAAGACAUUUCUUCCUUAUGGGAUAAUCCAAGAAAUUCGCGUAUUUAAAGAGAAGGGCUAUGCAUUUAUACGUUUCUCAACAAAGGAGUCCGCCACUCACGCUAUCGUCGGAGUCCACAACUCCGAAAUUGGCGGUCAAACGGUUAAAUGCUCAUGGGGCAAAGAGUCUGGAGAUCCGAACAAUGCCCCAGCGGCCAGCCAGGUAGCGCUCUCGGAAGACGUUCAGAAGAGCGCGCUACAAGUUGGUUUGUUCCAGGCUCUUACUAGCACUCAGUACCCAUACGGGGCUUAUGGGCAACAACUAGGCUAUUGGUACCCGCAGAGCUUCCCCACAGCAGCUGCAGCGCAGAUGCAGGGGCAAUUCUUGCAGGGUAUGCAAGGUUACACCUACGGGCAAUUUGCAGGAUAUCAGCAGUCAUACGUAGGGAUGGGAAUGCAAGUUCCCACUACUUGGCAAGGCAUUCCAGGGCAACCACAACUCCCUGCUCAGCAAAUGGCAGCUCCAAGCGCCGCUCUACAGCAGCCUGGAUUGGUGUUUCCCAUUCAACAGUACCAAGCUCAAUGAAACACACACAAUUGCCACCAACUCGACAUAGUGAUAUUUUAAUACAAUUUAAGAUAUCGUACCGUAGUUAAUCGCGAAUUUGCAAUUGUUCGUGCCAAAUUUCAACUUAGUCACACAGAAUCGAACUUGGAGUCCAAAUGUCCAUCCAUUUUGAUUAGAGCUGAGGAGGACUAAGGCUGCAGACUUAGUGACUGAUGGCUUAGGUGGUAUGGUUGGAAUGAAUGGUGAGAGGAUGUGGAGCUGCGACCCUGCACUGUCGGCUGCCGCCUAGGCUAGCGCCUAACUCACACUCCCGCCCCGUUAGAUUCACUGGUUUCUGGUUUUUGCAUGAGUGCGUGUCCGUGGCCGAAGUCAGGCGGCAAGACCGUGUGUGUCCCGCUGAUGUGACGUCUGUUUGGCAGUUGGCGGAAGAGGACUGGCUCUCCCCCAGCCUCUUAGUGUGAUGGUAAUGCGCACCUUCGAGGCUGUAAGCGGGUACUUGCGCAACCAAAGGCAGCGUCAAACCUACACGCUCUGGUCCACCGUCAACCGUCAGCUCUUCAGUCCUUCGAAUCGGCUCUCCACUCCCAUCGCCGUCUAUUGCCCGCUUCCUUACCGAACAAUCAUUUACAGUAAAUUUCCACCUUAGUUGAUAUUUACUCUUGCAGUAGUGUUAUCAUACAUGUUGAACAUGUUUAGAUUAUAAGAGUUUAUAUUUGUAAAGAAUUGCCGGGAGGCUUUUGUUUUCAGUUUGACCUGUACAAACACAAGUAAGCUAGGUAAGUUAUCUUAAGAGAUAGGUAGAUAAAUAACUAAAUAGUUAGAUAGAUAGUUAGAUAGGUCAGUAGGUAGUUAUUUAAUCGAGAAUGACACGGAGUGACGGCAGCUGCAAUUGUACACAACGAGCGCGAGCACCACGGUGUAGAAGUAGUAGCGGUAGCUUAGAGGCAGGUUGACGACGUCAAAAGCUGCCCAACAUAUACAUACUGUAUAUUAAUGUACAUACAGAGAGUUAUCGCAACCAUGCAGACAUGUGAUGUCAGUAGGAUUAGAAAGUACUAAGUCGGGCUCAGCACUCCGCGCUACGCGAGCUGGCACUCGUCACCGUGCUUAAGUAUUACGUAUAUACUAUAUCCCAACGUUAAAAAAAAGAGCGCGAGCGCGAUACCAAUACACAUAGCCUAACGUGAUAUCGCAAAAUCCGACGUUUUAUAUAAAAUAUAAUGUGAAUGGAGGAAAGUUUUGAUACAAGAUUUAACAAGUAUAACGCAGAUUAAACGUAGAACAUAGAACGACGAGUAUUAUUUAGCAUUUAUAUAUAAUUAUAAAUAGCUAUAUGUUCGUUAAUGACAGUAUAUAACUUGCACGCUAAAAUGUAGGAGCACCUCAUAUUUAACGGCUGUAUUAGUGUCUAAGUGUAAAGGAACCACUCGCCCAGUGCCCAGCACUUGCCCAUUGCCCCGCAACUCGUGUGGUUGUUAAACCCCGGCACUUGUGCAACUGUAUAUGAAACUCGCACGUCCUUCGGCUGGCGACUCUUCGGUCAAACGCCGCGCCAAGUUGCGAUUUAGGGUCAGUCAAUUAAGCAGCGUCUCGAAACGCUGAUUUUUAAAAAAUCCGAGAGAGUCGUCAACCUUUUUUAAAAAAAAAACCGGACCUAGACGGCCGAUGGAACUAUCCAUAGAUAAUGGUACUUCAAAUCAACUUUUCGCAACCGACUGGGCACGAACCACUUCGAAUCUCGCUAAAUAUCAUACUCUGUGAUAGUCCCGAAUACGUACCGGUCAAACGACAGAGAAAGUAUUGUGCGUCUUCCUCCGCCUUCUAGGUUCUGGUUUGUUUUCAGCUAACGCGCACUAGUCGUUCCAUUGUCUCGAAAACACAUAAGAACAUAUCAAACUUGACUCUAAUUUUGACAUGUUUGUUGUAUCUUUCGCAUUUUCGACAUGCAUGUUUACUUUAAUUGUUCUAAAGUAUAAAGUCGUGUUCCCUAAGGUCACGUUAGCUGCAUAAGGACGUGCUUUUUUCCUAAUCGUGAAAUGUUACCAGAUAACUGUCAAUAAUAAGUUAAGUUCAAAUCGCACCGGGUAGUGUUAUCUCUAGAGAUGUUUAUUUUUAUUAAAUAAUUUGUUGGACUUUUUUGUUGAUUUGUUUUAUAAAAAUAUUAGUAUUAUUAUACAUGAAAAAGAAACAUCGAUAUUGUUAUUUAUUUUACGCGGAUAACGCAUCAAAAUGGGCCAAAGAUUAUUUUUAAAACGACUUUAGCAAAUAAUGUUCUGAAAAUGACGUUAUUAGAGGAAAGCAAAUCUUAAAUAAUAAUAGAAUAUUUAGGUUUGUAUAACCGAAAGGGUUUAUGUUGUUUUACUUCAGCACAUAGGUAUGAAGGGACAAAAUCAAAAUAUUUCCUUUUAUUUAUUUAGGAAUCGGGGUGCAAAGCCCUAGAGUGAUUAUUGUAAAGAUUAGCUAGAUCAAAUGGCACUUUGCACCCUUGAUACCUUUGUUAUUAACUUCUGUAAAAUAUUUUCUAUCACUGGCUGCUACGCAUGAAAUGAUAUGCGUGCUUCAACACGCCAAAUAUUAAUAUACAAAACAAAAACAAACCUAGAUUAUUAUAUAGUAGAAAAUGGAAUUGAAAUAAAGACAGUUACUUGAUGAUUUGUGA